AUGGACUUACAGCAAUUGCGGGAGUCACGUAAAAAUGGCAUUUCUCACGUGAGCUCGUCAUCUUCGAUAUCAUCAUUGGCCACUGAGGUGCAACCGGAUGGGACAAACAUUCCAGAGCCUCUGCAUGCGGAAUCACAAGCAAGACAGAUUCCUCAACCUCAACAGCGGAAACAAAAUCACCUGAUAAACGACCACCCGUUGGUGCUGCCGCAACCCCAGUUCCCGCACCAUCAUCAGCAUCAGCAUCAGCAUCAGCAUCAGCAUCCACAAACACAAACACAAACACAAACACCUCAGCAGCCACAGCCUUCUUCGUUUCGACGUAAGAACUCGAUACAAAGGUUUAAUCGAUCGCUUUUGAACUCCAGCACCACGUCAAUGGCUAGCUCGUAUAAUGGUGUUGGCAGUUUUACCAACUCUGCAGCAAAUUCUGGACUAAAUUCUGGAGUAAAUUCUGGAUCUGUUUCGGCAUUACAUAGCAUGAGUAGUUCACCCAAGGAUUCUUUUAUUCGAGAAACACCUAGAAUACACUCCAAAUUGUAUUGUGAAGAAGUUGCUGGCGGUGCUAAGACUGCAAAGGAAGUUUUAUCGAGACUUUCUACUGAUGAAUUGCGUUCCGUAAGAACACAUACUGAGUUGGCAGAGACAGCAAACGGCGUCAGGAUGCUUGCCAAAAAUCUUUCGAGAGCCACCAUACAGUUAAAUGUUAAAUCGAUCAUGAUUAUCACCAAAGCUAGGGACAAUGCUUUGGUGUACUUGACACGGGAAGUCGUAGAGUGGCUCUUUUCCGAGCACGAGGAUAUGACCAUUUACGUUGAUGCCAAAUUGCAAGCGUCGAAAAGAUUCAAUUGUGAUGCCAUCAUCCAAGAAUAUCCCGUGGCUGCAAAGCAGUUGAAGUUUUGGAAUAAGAAAUUGACCAUGAAGUCCCCAGAGUUGUUUGAUUUGGUUGUAACUCUUGGUGGAGAUGGAACUGUGUUAUUUGUUUCCAAUUUGUUUCAAAGAAUUGUUCCACCUGUGUUGAGUUUUGCUUUGGGCAGUUUGGGCUUUUUAACCAAUUUCAAAUUUGAUGAUUACAAGUCAAGGUUAGACCAUUGUAUCAAUUCGGGAGUCAAGGCAAACUUGAGGAUGAGAUUUACUUGUAGAGUGCAUACAAAUGAAGGGAAAUUAAUUUGCGAGCAACAAGUGUUGAAUGAAUUGGUUGUGGAUAGAGGUCCUUCGCCAUUUGUCACACAGCUUGAGUUAUAUGGAGACGGGUCAUUAUUGACUAUUGCGCAAGCUGAUGGGUUAAUAAUUGCCACGCCGACGGGUUCUACUGCGUACUCUUUGUCGGCCGGGGGCUCAUUGGUCCAUCCUGGUGUUAGUGCAAUUAGUGUGACACCAAUUUGUCCGCAUACGCUUUCGUUUAGGCCUAUUCUCCUACCAGACGGAAUGUUUUUGAAAAUAAAAGUGCCUCUGACAAGUCGUUCCACAGCGUGGUGUUCAUUUGAUGGACGCGUUCGAACUGAGCUUGCUAAAGGAUAUUACGUUACUGUGCAAGCCUCGCCGUUUCCCUUUCCCACAGUGAUUUCGUCAAAGAAUGAAUACAUUGAUUCUGUGAGUAGGAACUUGCACUGGAAUAUCAGGGAGCAGCAGAAGCCAUUUAGUUCUUACUUGAAACCGGAAAUGAGGAGAAUGAUUGCAGACAAUCCCGAGGAUCAAGGUACAUUUGAUAAGUUGAAUAGCGGGGCGACGGGAGCAGAAGAUGAAACAGAAGAGGAAGAGUUUGAUAUUGAUUAUGGCGACCAGGAUGUAAAGGAAGAGAAGCAUAUAGCUACAUCUGGUGGCCAAGGUGGUAGUCAAGACGCAAGUGAGACAAAUAGUGAAGACAUGCUUUUUAUCCCACCUGGUGGUGGUACGCAGACUCCUCAGAAUGCCAACUACUUGAAUUCAGACGAACGAAGUUGCUAUGCACAUCCGCAUGCAAAGAUUCAUUUAAGUGGCAAUGGUGAUUUAUAA
Messenger RNA from Lodderomyces elongisporus, 1995 nucleotides. RefSeq names its product NADH/NAD(+) kinase (gene UTR1). The transcript has a single exon. NCBI's taxonomy places the organism in Eukaryota, Fungi, Ascomycota, Pichiomycetes, Serinales, Debaryomycetaceae. Gene Ontology annotation, molecular function: NAD+ kinase activity. The record is from RefSeq and is a predicted model, not a curated record. Gene Ontology annotation, biological process: NAD+ metabolic process; NADP+ biosynthetic process. The coding region runs from base 1 to 1995 and encodes 664 amino acids.